CGAUGAUUCACGCAACAAUCAAGGUCCCCGAUAAAAGCCGUGGGGGGGGCCAAAGUUCUUCUGAAAAGCAUACUCGCCCCCCAUAUCUCUCUCUCUCUAUUUCAGAAUUGCGAGUGUAUCGCGCGCGCGCCCUGUCAACGCACUGCUUUCCGACUGCCGCCUUUUCCAGCGCGGAGGUCGAAGGAGCGCACAUUAAUCGCCAUCCAACUACUCGAGCCUUUCGAGAUGGUGCAAAUUGCCAGCAACAGGGCACAAGGUGCAGCAGCAGGCGAUCACGGCUUCGUCUUGGGUCUGGACAGCUCCACGCAGUCCUUCAAAGCGUCUCUUCUGUGUAGCAAGACGCUGGAGCCGAUCAGCGAAGCGUCGAUCCACUUUGAUAGCGAUCUGCCGCAGUACGGUACGAGCGGAGGGGUGUUGGUGUCGGAACAGGGAGAUGAGGUUUGGAGUCCGGUCGAAAUGAUUGUGCAUGCCAUGGAUGAGCUGCUGGAUAAGCUCAGGCAGCAACGAUGGGACUUGGCCAGCGUCAAGGCUGUGAGCGCGAGCGGACAGCAACACGCCACCGUGUAUUGGUCUGAUGCAUCCACGGAUCUGCUGGCCCGGCUCGACGCCUCACGCACCAUCUCUUCUCAAUUGCAAGGCGCAUUCUCGCGAUCCAUCGUUCCCAAUUGGCAAGAUGCCUCGACCACAUCCCAAUGCGACUCUUUUCGGCGAUGCGCCUUCCGUCAAGCACGUGCAGCAGGCCUCGACACAGAGUACACGGAAGAAGCGGGAGACGAAGCGCUGACGAGAUUGACGGGAUCAGCGGCGCACACGCGAUUCUCUGGCGAGCAGAUCAUGAAGUUUAGACAGCGAGAUGCGGAAGCGUGGAAGGGCACGCAUCGCAUCGGAUUGGUCAGCUCGGCGCUGAGCACGCUCUUGACGCAGACGCAUCAAGGCAUAGACGAGUCGGAUGCUUGCGGCACGAAUCUCUGGCAAUUGUCUCAUCGCAAUGUCGACGACGACGACGAAGGAUGCAGUGUCGCUGCUGCUGCAAAGAGGCAUUGGAACGUUGCGCUACUGCAAGAGGUGGCCGGCUCUCAAGAAGAGGCGAAACGGCUAGAGGGAAUGCUGGGAGAGGUAGAGUGCGACGCCGGAAGAGUGAUUGGAAAGAUCGGUAAAUGGUUCGUGCAGCGCUACGGCUUCGACAGCGAAUGCAUCGUCUGCCCCGGCACUGGCGACAAUCCCGCGACAUUCCUAUCGUUCGCGUUGCCGCCCAAGCAGGCAGUCCUCUCCCUCGGCACGUCCGACACUGUCCUCCUCUCCUCGGACACUUACAAUCCAAAAGUCUAUGGUCACACGUUUGUCCAUCCAGCCCUGCGCGAGACCGAUACUGCGGAACUGAGGUACAUGAGCAUGCUGUGCUACAAGAAUGGAAGUCUAGCGAGACAAGCGAUCAGAGAUACGCUUAAGCCGCCUGAUUGGGAUCACUUCAACAAGAGCGUCUUUGACGCAAGAUCCGCCGGAUUGGGCUUGCCGCGCCGAGCGGCAUUCUACUGGUUGAGGCAAGAAAUCAUCCCACCCGGCGCUCGCGGAACGGUCAGGUACGAAUUGCACGGCUCUUCGUCCCAUUACCUACAACAGAAGCAAGCAUGGUCCGAUUCGGACGCGCUGAACAUUCUAGAAUCUCAAUUCAUGUCCUACCGUCAUCGAGUACGUCAAUACCUCUCCUCCUCCACCUCAUCCAACAACGACGCCGCCCAGUCCGACUUGACAUUGGACGCCGUCUAUCUGGUGGGAGGCGCCUCCAACAAUCCGGCAAUCCAACAGCUCGUGGCCGACGUGAUGGGCUGCAAAGUGUACCUUGCGCAAACACGGGGAAACGCCUGUUCGGUCGGCGCAGCUUACAAGGCAGCUUGGGCGCUCAGCAGGCACACCGCCGCCGCCGCCUCCUCUUCCGAUACAGCUGCAGCUGCAGCGGCAGCCGACAAAGAUGCGGCGAGGGAACCUUUCGAAAAGUUUGUCAGCCGAGUCAGGAGGGGCGUCGUCCUGGGCAGUGGAGGCGGCGCAGCGAAUGCGCGAGACGAACAACAUGGAGCUAGCCUAGUUGCGCAACCUGAUCCCAAAUGGACAAAGGUGUACGCCAAGACGCUCGACACGUGGAUCGAGUUGGAACGCAGGGCGCAGAGUGAUGCGGCAAGGGUCUAGCAUGUCACGAGGUCGAAUCAGGCACGCGAUACAUGUCGUUUUGCUGUGUUCUCGCAAAAAAGUGAUUUGUUCGCACGCUAUUGUAGCGGCCGCUGAGCAUCGGCGU
Messenger RNA from Ceraceosorus guamensis, 2290 nucleotides. Its product is annotated as actin-like ATPase domain-containing protein. Gene Ontology annotation, biological process: xylulose metabolic process. The record is from RefSeq and is a predicted model, not a curated record. The transcript has 5 exons. NCBI's taxonomy places the organism in Eukaryota, Fungi, Basidiomycota, Exobasidiomycetes, Ceraceosorales, Ceraceosoraceae. The coding region runs from base 226 to 2184 and encodes 652 amino acids. Gene Ontology annotation, molecular function: D-xylulokinase activity. Gene Ontology annotation, cellular component: cytosol.